AUGGGCAAGCAGAGGUGUCUAACAGAGAUAAAGCGUAUACUGCAAAAGGUAGUCAAGCCUCAUAGAAAGGACUGGAGUACCAGGCUCCAGGACGCGCUUUGGGCAUAUCGGACAGCAUAUAAGACACUAAUUAGGAUGAGUCUUUUCCGCUUGGUUUAUGAAAAGGCCUGUCAUCUUCCAGUUGAGUUAGAACACAAGGCCUUCUGGGCGGUAAAGGAGUGCAACAUGGACUAUGAGAGAGCCGGAGCUGAACGGAAGUUGCAACUGCAGGAAUUAGAGAGCCUUCGCCUUGAAGCUUAUGAAAACUCCAGGCUGUAUAAAGAGAAAGUGAAGGCUGUGCAUGACAAGAGCAUUAAGAGACGAGAAUUCCAACCAGAGGACUUAGUCCUACUUUGCAACUACAGAAUGCGACUCAUGCCAGGCAAGCUGAGAUCCAGAUGGGAUGGUCUAUAUCGAGUAGAGAAGGUGGAACCAUACGGAGUUUUUCACUUGAGUCAUCCUUCAAGCUCUGAACUUAUCAAGGUUAAUGGACAUCGCUUGAAGUUAUUCCAUGGUGAAAAGAUGGUUACCUCACAGGGACUUCUCUGCACUCUGACGUAG
This is a messenger RNA of Arachis duranensis, 600 nucleotides long. RefSeq lists its product as uncharacterized. Bases 1 to 600 code for a protein of 199 amino acids. The transcript has 2 exons. Lineage: Eukaryota; Viridiplantae; Streptophyta; Magnoliopsida; Fabales; Fabaceae. The record is from RefSeq and is a predicted model, not a curated record. Gene Ontology annotation, molecular function: nucleic acid binding.